This is a messenger RNA of Scomber scombrus (Atlantic mackerel), 411 nucleotides long. RefSeq names its product glycoprotein hormone subunit alpha 2 (gene gpha2). Gene Ontology annotation, molecular function: hormone activity; hormone receptor binding. Bases 1 to 411 code for a protein of 136 amino acids. Lineage: Eukaryota; Metazoa; Chordata; Actinopteri; Scombriformes; Scombridae. Gene Ontology annotation, cellular component: extracellular region. The record is from RefSeq and is a predicted model, not a curated record. The transcript has 3 exons. Gene Ontology annotation, biological process: cell surface receptor signaling pathway.
AUGUCGCUGUGCCUGACCUCACAUCUUUUCCUGCUGGUCCUACCAGUGAUGUCACUGAUGCUGCUCUUCUCUCCAAUUGGUUGGAGCUAUGAGAACCUCACCCCUGGAUGUCACCUGUAUCCCUUCAACGUGACCAUCCGCAGUGACCGCCGUGGCACCUGUAAAGGCACCCACUUGGUCCACGCCUGCGUCGGCUACUGCGAAUCCAGCGCCUUCCCAUCCAGAUACUCUGUACUGGUGGCCUCCAACUUCACCCACAACAUCACCUCCGCCUCACGAUGCUGCACCAUCAGCAAGGACACCAAGGUCAAAGUUCGCCUGGACUGCCCUCGAGGUCGUCACCAUGAUGAAAUAGAGAUCCUGACAGCGAAGGCGUGUCGCUGCGACAUGUGCCGCAAGUCCCGCUACUGA